AUGGCGGAACUGCAGCCUACUGUCGAGGACUGCUACUCGGAUGACAGCGAAGGCGGCUCUAUCCCCUUCCAGGGCCGCCGGUCGCCCAAUGCCGCUAACGUCUCCACCAAGCGCUCGCACCCUUCCGACUUGGAUAAACAAAUGCCGCCCGCGCAGGAGAGGGCGCCGACCAACAUCGACCUUCGCUCCGACUCAGGGUACAGCAGCUACACCACCGCCACCGUCAGCAGCACUAAUUCCGCUCAAAGUGCUCCUCCCCAGCGCAGCCCGCCCCAGGUGCCUGCCGCCGCUGCCCCAGCGCCUCCCCAGCCUGAGGCUCCAAAGGCCCGACGACGCCCGACGGACACGACCGAGAAGACUUCCAAGUCUUCUUCAUCUUCACGACCCAAGCCCAGCGCUCGCACUGCUUCGUCCAAGACUCCCGCCAUCGUCCAACAACAGCCACCUGAACGUAAACGCCGGCCGACCGUUACCCAGGAGUCCCGCCCGGAGCGCAGAGAUCGUCGUGACAGCAGAGUUGAACCGGAUGGUGCCGAGCCUAGACGCACCAAGUACGACCCCAACGCCCCUGCCUCAGCCGUCCGUCGUCGCCCUGACAUACUGCCAUCUCAAUCCGCUCGCGACGUGCGUCCAAUCCCACAAGACACACGCUCAAUGCAUUCUGAUCCCGCUUCCUACCAGCAGGCUCCGCCCUCCCCUACACACUAUCGCCAGGCCUACUACGGACAUGGAGCCGCUGUCAUUCAGCCAGCCGCGACACGUCGUCGCCCGUCAGUAUCGACCACUGGUCGACCGCUAAGCUAUAGCGGUGAGCCCGGGCCUCAGUACUGGGCUCAGGGUGCACCUGGAUAUCCUACCCCGCCCCCAGAGCGUGGACCGCCUCCUUCCAGCUCUGCUCACUACUCGCGAGGCUUCCCAAUGCCUUACAUGGGCCAGAUGGGUCCUCCACAGACGCCCUAUGGAGUGCCACCCGGCUACCCCUCUCAGUUCUAUCAGCCGCCUUACGAUGACGGACAGAGGCCAGGCAUGCCACAGCGCAGCUCUUCUAAUGCCGCACGUCGUGGACCCGCACCGCCUGUCAUUAGCCAGGCUCCGCGCGAGCAGCAGUACUCCACGAGGUACAGCCAGCAUCAGAGCGCCACACACCCUAGGCUUCCAGCCCCGUUGCAACUCAACGAUAGGCCCCACGAGAGCGACGACGAAUCGGAGUCUGAGUUGUCUGAGGAUGACGAGUACUACGGAUCCGACCCUGAGAUCGAUCCCAAUGACCCACGGGCCCAUCGUGCGCUUAUGCCGCCUCCAAAGGCUCCCAAGACCAAGUCGAACACCAAGACCAAGCCCAAGACGAAGAAAUCGGAACGACCUCCCUUGCCUCAUGCUUACACUACCACAACCGUGGAGAAGGUUCGCAACCACCGCCAUUCGAUGUCGACUCCUCCUGUUGUCGUCGACGAGCGCUCCAACCGUCACCGAUCCACCAAAAGCACGAACGAGCCGUCUCGCCGACUGUCAGUUAGCCGACCUCCUCCACCAGCUCAUACACAGACUGAAUACCCUGCACGGCGUGGCUCAGUCUAUGUGGGCGAUAGCACCAAGGCUGAGCGGCGUCGAUCCGCUCACUACGGACAGUCUGCCAGGGAUAAGGAGUAUGCAGAGUUCGUCGCGGAGAGGCAGCAGGAAGAGGCACGCCUCGCAGCCGAAGACCAAGCCCAGAGAGAAGCUAAGGCUGCUAGACGGGCAAGGAAAGCCCUCGAAGAGCGUUAUCAGGCUGAUCAGGCUGCAAGGGCCGAGCAAGAACGCAAACGUGAAAAGCGCAACUCCAAGGUCUACUACCAGCCUCCUGCAGCGUUCGAUGAUAGCGAGUCGGAGUACGAAUCUGACGAACCCGUCGCUCCCGCCGUCCCCGAAGCCCCAAUUGCUCCCCGUCGUCGUCCUACUGAUGCCGGAGGACGCAGACCCAAAGAAGUUCAGGCGAUAGAUUACAUGAACAACCAACGUGGUACGGAUGCCCCGUUGAACGAUCACAUCCAUCGUGCUGCAAAGAGAGCUUCGAGGGUGCCUUCAAUGCCCUCCCAUUCCGGCUCCUCUGGAAGCGAUAGGCAAAGCCAGUCUAACCGCACUGCUGUCACUAGCAACGGUAACAACGAGAUUCGCCUCCGAGUUGAUGCGAACGCCCCACUCAGCCUGCAAUUCAACGGCGACAUGGAGGGUCGCACCAUGCAACUCAUCCCGACCGAGGACGGUAUGGCAGAACUCGUCAUCAGUGGAAGUCGUGACAACGAAAGCAAUUAUCACAGCAGUGAAAGGGGCAGCAACGCAGGUGACGGACAGGCACUUGUAACGCGCAGCCAGCUAGAGGAGAUGACCAAAGGAAGCACGCGCAGCCACCGUAGUAGGCGCGAAAGCCGAGUAGUACGAGAUUCUUACGAGGAUCGGAUUGUUGAGGUUCAGCGACCUUUGCGUCGCCGCGCCAACACCAGUUCGUAUUACAACAACUGA
Molecule: messenger RNA, 2499 nt
Organism: Alternaria novae-zelandiae
Lineage: Eukaryota; Fungi; Ascomycota; Dothideomycetes; Pleosporales; Pleosporaceae
Exons: 1
Coding region: 1-2499 (832 amino acids)
Source: RefSeq, a predicted model, not a curated record